Messenger RNA from Ophidiomyces ophidiicola, 2106 nucleotides. RefSeq names its product SWI/SNF and RSC complex subunit Ssr2 (gene ssr2). The transcript is spliced from 3 exons. Gene Ontology annotation, biological process: positive regulation of DNA-templated transcription. The coding region runs from base 1 to 2106 and encodes 701 amino acids. Gene Ontology annotation, molecular function: DNA binding; histone binding. Gene Ontology annotation, cellular component: SWI/SNF complex. Lineage: Eukaryota; Fungi; Ascomycota; Eurotiomycetes; Onygenales; Onygenaceae. The record is from RefSeq and is a predicted model, not a curated record.
AUGGAGGAUUCACAUACAGCCUCCGGAGACAUGGCUUCCCAGGGUGAUAUGGGGCAUGUUGACCAAGAUGCGCAAAUUGGUGAAGAUUCGCAAUCUAGGUCCGUGUCCCCUAUUAAGAAUGAUCAAAACGGAAGUGGAUCAGACAAUCCACUUGAUGCGCCUCUCUCCCCUAAGCCUCAGAACGAACAGCCUGAAGCCGAAGAUGAGGAGAUGGGUGGUACGGAGCAGGAUGCAAGGAAGGAGGACGAUGAUCAACCCGCAGAGGCUACUGCUUCCCAACAACUCGACGGUCCUAGCGAUGAUGCAAAAUCAAGCCUUGAGGCUUCUGCGCGUUCAAAUCUGAUUUCCCAAACCCACGCUAUUAUUCUUCCGAGCUAUACAUCUUGGUUUGAUAUGAGCAUUGUUCAUAACCUGGAAAAGAAAGCGCUCCCAGAAUUUUUCAACAGUCGCAAUCGCAGCAAGACGCCUGCUGUCUACAAGGACUAUCGUGAUUUUAUGAUUAAUACUUACCGUCUGAAUCCUGUUGAAUAUCUUACUGUGACUGCGUGUCGAAGGAAUCUUGCAGGAGACGUAUGCGCCAUAAUGCGAGUACAUUCGUUCCUUGAGAACUGGGGCUUAAUCAAUUACCAGGUUGAGCCAAGUUCGCGCCCUUCUAAUAUAGGCCCGCCAUUUACAGGCCACUUUAGGGUUAUUGCAGACACCCCGCGUGGGCUGCAGCCAUUCCAACCACCGCCUGGUACAUUUGUUACUCCAGGAAAACCCCACCCUUCGACGGAGAAGGCGGCAUCAGCAACUCCCCUUUCUAAAGCAGAUUUGAACCUUGAAAUUCGACGAAAUAUUUAUGAUGAUAAGGGCAAAGAAGUUGCCACCGAUGAUAAGGAUAAACAAGAAAAACAGACCAACGGGGAUAGAGUGGUCAAUGGUACAAGCACAGAUCCGGCUGCACGUGCUAUGGAAGCGGCCACACGCCCAAAGCGAAUUGCAAACUGUCACUCUUGUGGAAUCGACUGCACUAGAGUUCGGUUCCACUACUCGAAAGCCGUACCCGCUUCCGCAAGUGGUAGCGCCCCAGAACUGAAAUAUGAUCUAUGCCCGACAUGUUUCUUGCAAGGUCGCUUGCCCUCAUCCCAUCAAGCAUCCGAUUUUGUGAAGGUAGAAGAUGCCAGUCAUACCUCAAUUCCUGAUCGAGACAGACCUUGGUCUGAACCCGAGGUUCUCCUCCUACUCGAGGCACUCGAAAACUUCGACGAUGACUGGCGGAAAGUGGAACGCCAUGUUCGAUCUCGCACAGCAGAAGAAUGUGUGAUGAAAUUUCUGCAAAUGGAGAUUGAGCCAAAGUUUAUGGACGAUAUUGCGGGAGAUGGCCUACCUGAGCAAAAUUUGCUUAGGGGACAGGAUCCAAUUAGUCAGCUUGAAAAUCCAAUUCUUUCGGUUGUUGCACAUUUAGCCCAGUUGGCGGAUCCUUCUGUAACAGCCGCAGCUGCAGGCCGUUCUAUUGAAGAGAUUCGCCGUUCAAUGCAAAAGCAGAUUGAAAAGGUCUCUCCUGAAAACCAUAGUAAGGAAAAGGAUCAAGUCGAGGGCCUUACACAAACCGAAGAUUCUAUGGACAUCGAUGCUGUAAAUGAAGGCGAACCCGCCACUGUUGUCCGUGCUGUGUCUAGUGAAAAUUCGCCUCCCCCUUCCCUGCCAUCAAUUGCGAUUGCUACCUCCGCAGCGCGCGCGGGCGCUUUGGCUUCCCACGAAGAACGAGAAAUGUCCCGACUUGUCAGCGCCGCCGUGAACAUCACACUCCAAAAGUUUGAACUCAAGCUGGCCCAAUUCUCCGAAUUGGAGCAGAUUCUUGAAGCCGAGCGUAAAGAAUUGGAGCUCGCCCGGCAACAACUGUUCCUCGAUCGAAUGGCGUUCAAAAACCGGGUGAAAGAAGUUCAAGAUGCAUUCCAGGCUAUUAGUCUUGAAGGGCCUGAUGCAGCAGCAGUUAAAGCAGCAGAGAUUCGAACUGUAGGACUUGGAGCAGACAGCUAUCAAUUCCAAGCAGCUGGCGCUCUGGAUAGGUCUGUCCAGCCGCUGAGUGCUAGUGGGGUUGACUACAAAGUAUUUGAGUUGUGA